AUGCGACCUAGGAAGAGCAGCGGAGUGGGGGCCGAAGACGACCCCAUCGAUCUAAUUUCAAGUGAUGAUGGUUCACCUGCACCACCACCUGUGACCUCAUCAGCAAGAUUGCGCAAGGAGCGCGCGUAUAUACCCAAUAUCACCGACGAUUCGGGCAGCGCGAGCGAGGUGAACCUAUUACGCAAUCUCCUCCCCGGCGUGCAAGCGGCCAAGGAAAGGGCGGCCAAGCAGGCAGCACAGGAAGCCAGUAGGAACCGCGUGCAAGUGAAGCAGAGCGCGUCCACGACCAACACACCCGCCAAAGAUAAGGGCAAAGGCCAGGCGACGAUUGACAACGAAGAGCAGCGACGAUUUGGCGCAUAUUUCCACAACACACCUAGCAGCUCCUCACGCCCAGCAAAGGUCUUGGACCUUACUCAAGACACCGACUCAGACUCGCCGGCGGCGGACGUUGGCAAAGGUAAAGGCAAAGGGAAAGGCAGGACCGUCGACAGCGAAAGUCGCAAGAGGCCAAGACAAUCGAGCACCGCGUCGCCUCGCAAGCGUCCCGUUCCCAACCGGGACUCCUCACCUUCAGACUCCGACGACCCACCCCCGCCUCGCCGGCGUCAUAUCGGGUUUCAGCGUCUGGCGCUCGCGGCCGUGGAUGCCAUGUUCCAUGAGUCGGUUGGGCCCGGCUCUUGGUCCCACCCUGUCCCUAUGGGUGGCCACAACCCGGCACCUCGUCAGCCUCCCAGUGAACCCGCUCCGGUACGGGGUCCCAAGCCUGGAAGCUGGGGGAACUUUGAACCUCUUGUUUUACCCAUCAAGAAGCGGGACGCGCCGGAGACAUCUGGCCCCGAAGGCUCCAGCCCUCCUCCGUCACACCCAGAGAAGAAGAAGGUUGUGGCCCGCAAGAGUGUUGGUGGGCGCGCUCCACGCCCCGUUAAGAGUGACGUUGCGAAGGUCCCUGUCCUCCCUCCCCCCUCGCCACCAAAGGUAGCGCCAGCGCCCGUCCGAACUGGCCCCAGCUGGCGUGUUCACAGUCCGACCCCAGUGGUUUCCAGCUCAUCACAGUCAGCUCCUGUAACCGCGACCGAUCUCGAGGAGCCCCCGAUGGACGAGCCCCGGAUGGACUUUACAACGAGUCCUGUCGAAGACUUCGCCGAUUCGGACGAUGUAGAAGUCGACAAUGGACUCGACUUUGGCGAUGCAGGUGGCCUGGACGACGAGCUCCCGUCCGAGCCCAUUGCGGCUCCCAACGCAUCUACAGCGAACACGCUUGACCAAAUGCCCGAGCCAAGUGACGUUCCCAGGACCUCAGACCUAUCACCAGCCCCACCCACGGCUACUGUUGGGACGACCGCAACACGUUCUCGCAGCUCGUCAUCGUCGUCAAGCUCUGACAUGUCUGCUCUGGCGCGUCUGGACUGGGAUGACAACCGAGCUGGUCAUUCGGAAGCCGGGUUCAGCGAAGCCUCCGGCCCAUCACGCGACCCGCUCAACAUCAUUUCCGAAGAUGAUGGUCCCGCUGCUGCCUUACACGGCUCUGGCUCCGAGGCAGAAGAGCCCAUUGAAUCCCCACCUGCGGGCCGUAAGGCUGCCUACUCCCCUCCUAUUGCUGAAGCUCAGGCGCAUAAAUCGCGCUCAGAGUCGUCGGAUUCCAACAUGGAGGCUGUACAGACACCUGCAGCACUGAAACAGCAUGACCCUGUUGUCAUGUCUCCCACCGCGGAGGUAGACUCGUCUUUUCCACCCAUCGUCGUGGACCGUCUCGAAGUUCGACGAAUCAUCGCCGAAGUCCAAGCACCUCCAGAGGUCAAUAAGAUCCUUUCAGGAUGGUCAGCCUCCUCCUGUAAAGUAGCUCCUAUCGUCACUUCAAGGGCUCCUGACGAAGAGCAGCCCCCACCCGGGCGUCGCGGUGUCGCCAAACGUUCAAUUGACCACGAGAUUGUCGACGAGUGGAAUGGCCGUCUCACCAAGCUCACGAACAAUGGCGAUCUUCACUGUGCCAUUUUCGAGGCGUACAUUGGUUGGGCGACCAGCACGGACGAGCCUUUCGCCCCAGAGAUCAAGGUUGUCAACAAGAUUGACGCCCAUGGUGGCCCUCCAAAACUGGAGUUUCAGUACUCGAAUGAGAUGCUGUACCAUCCCGACGUUCCUGACCCAGAAAUGGGACUUGGAUGUGGAUGUGAAGGCCCCUGCGAUCCCGAGUCAAAAACGUGUACUUGCCGCAAGCGCCAAGAGCUGUAUUUGUACGGCUACAACGAGGGCUUCAACUAUGCCUCUGAUGGUCGUGUGAGACAGCCUGAUUGUCCAAUCUGGGAAUGUGGUCCAGCGUGCGGCUGUCCGCCGGAGUGCAUGAACCGCCGCGGACGGGACAAGGGCAUGAAGCUUGAGAUUUUCCAGACAGGCAAGUGUGGGUGGGGUGUCAAGACAAACUCGUACAUUCCACAAGGCCAGUUUAUCGGUAUUUAUGCUGGCGAGGUCAUCACGGACGCCGAAAGCGAGCGUCGAGGUCACACGUACGAGAAACUCGGUCGUACCUAUCUCUUCGAUUUCGAUGGAUACUCGAUCGGAAACCCACCACCCGAAGGAUGGAUGGAAGGGAAGCCGCCUCCCAAGGAACGACUCGAGGACUUCGAUCCUCGCGCGGCACAGUUGGUACGGGAAGAGGCCAAAAGGAUCCAGCAGGCAAAGGAAAACGGCGAGGACAAUCCCUCUUCCUACUCUGUGGAUGCGUUUCACUAUGGCUUCACGCGGUUCAUCAACCAUUCUUGUGAUCCAAACGUCCUGAUCACGUCCGCAUACGUCAAGGACUUCCACCCUGCUCGGCCAUUACUGGUCAUGUUUGCACGCCGACCUAUUAUGGCUGGAGACGAGUUGUGUAUUUCGUACAAGGGCAUCGAGGCCCUUCCUAGGCCUCACUCCGUGCCUCCCGAAGCGGCCCACAGCGGUGGUGGUGGCGGUGGUCGACGCGCGGCGAAGAGCAAGACUACUGCGCUCGCCCAUGUUACCCCGUCAAAGGGACAAACUGUUCCCAGCCAUGCGGAGUGCCACUGCGGCUCAAUCAAGUGCAACGGCUACAUGUUCGGCAGUGGACCAGAUUAG
Apiotrichum porosum is the source of this 3090-nucleotide messenger RNA. RefSeq lists its product as uncharacterized. Gene Ontology annotation, cellular component: nucleus. The coding region runs from base 1 to 3090 and encodes 1029 amino acids. The record is from RefSeq and is a predicted model, not a curated record. The transcript has 11 exons. Gene Ontology annotation, molecular function: protein binding; zinc ion binding; histone methyltransferase activity. NCBI's taxonomy places the organism in Eukaryota, Fungi, Basidiomycota, Tremellomycetes, Trichosporonales, Trichosporonaceae.